Molecule: messenger RNA, 1176 nt
Organism: Aspergillus novofumigatus IBT 16806
Lineage: Eukaryota; Fungi; Ascomycota; Eurotiomycetes; Eurotiales; Aspergillaceae
Product: alkaline phosphatase-like protein
Exons: 3
Coding region: 1-1176 (391 amino acids)
Molecular function (GO): arylsulfatase activity
Source: RefSeq, a predicted model, not a curated record
AUGCCAUCCCGGCCAAACUUCCUGGUCAUCGUCGCCGACGAUCUCGGCUUCAGCGACUGCAGGUAUGAGGAUAUUGUCGCGGGCGUCAACCCUUUCUUUCAAACAGCUGUGACAGCGCUCCAUAUGGAAGACGCUGAAUAUUCAACAAAGCUGCCAGAGGGCUUUUAUUCUUCCAAGACGUACGCUUCAAAAGUCAUUGAGUUUCUUUCCGAGCAUCCGGAGUCGGAGAAAGGGAAGCCGUUCUUCGCUUACCUCCCUUUCACUGCUCCGCACUGGCCUCUGCAAGCGCCCGAGUCCUACGUGGAUAAGUACCGCGGGAAGUACAACGAUGGCUCAUCUGCAUUGAGACUUAAGCGGCUCGAAAGAUUGAAGGAGCUGGGCUUGGUCGCGCCAGACCUUGUGCCACACGAAGUCGUAACGGGACCGGGAGAUCGUGAUCGGGAGACGAUGAACGACGAAGACCGGGCAAAAUCCGCUCGCGCGAUGGAAGUCUACGCCGCCGUGGUGGAAGUGAUGGAUAAGAAUAUCGGCCGAGCUAUGGACUAUUUUCGACAGUCGGGCGGAUACGACAGUACCAUCAUCUGUUUCAUGUCAGAUAAUGGUGCCGAGGGCGCCAGUUACGAGGCAUCGCCUCUCGGCGGCCGAGGACGAAAGAUCGAGCGCGUUCGUGAUGUCAGUUGGAAGCCGUCCCUGGACGCCAUAACUGUCGGUGGCGCGGAUACUUCCACUGCCCCGGCAUCGAUCCAUGGCGAGGAGCAUGUCACGGGCUGGGAAAUCGCAGGAAGCGGUGCCCUGCGAAAGGGACGAUACAAGAUUACCUAUGUUCCUCUCUCUCGGGGCCCUCAACGGUGGGAGCUCUUUGACAUUGUAGAGGAUCCGGGAGAGACGCGGGAUUUGAGCAAGGAGAAGCCUGAAAUCUUCAAUGAGUUGUUGAGACUCUGGGCUAUCUACGCUGAGGAGGUUGGUGUUGCCGGACUGGCUGGCCAGAUAUCCGCGAACAACCAGGUUGUUGAAGGAGUCAAGGAUGAAUUUGAGGAUCCGGCUUUAUUGGCAAGGAAAAUGUGCCAUGUGAGAUACAAGCUCGGCUUCCCAAAUGAUCUUGAGGUCAUAAUGUAUUGGACGAUACUGGCAGCGGAUGUUCUUUACAUUGGAGACUGGAAAUUGCAACCUUUAUGA